UUACUCCAGCCCCCGAUGGCCAGUAUGGGCCACAGACAGGACAGGGCUGGAAUGGGCGGCAUUAUAACUACUAUAAUCCUGACCCUCCCUUGGAUACAGCCGCGCCUGGUCGUUAAGGAAGUUGAAUGUUCUGUCAGUCGCCCGAAUCUCACGUCACUUCCGGCAGCUUUGGUAACGUGUCCUUACCGGUCCGAUCGCUGUGAAUCCACACAAAGCAGCGACAUCCCGGACAUGGCGGAGCUGGAGCCCGCGGCUCUGCACAAUGAGAGCGAUGCUGCCGUGAACGGCACCGGGAGACUGGGGAGCUCUCCGGAGGGGACGGCAUUGGCGUACGGCAGCCUGCUGGGGAUGGCUCUGCUGCCCAUCUUCUUUGGGGCGAUGAGAAGCGUCAGCUGUGCCCGGGGGAAGAACUCAUCUGACAUGCCAGAAACGAUCACCAGCAGGGACGCUGCCAGGUUCCCCAUCAUCGCCAGCUGCACCCUCUUUGGGCUAUAUCUGUUUUUUAAAAUCUUCUCCCAGGAAUAUAUUAACCUCUUACUAUCCAUGUAUUUCUUUAUUCUGGGCGUCCUGGCUCUGGCACACACUAUAAGCCCAGCAAUGAACAGACUCGUCCCAGAAAACUUUCCUAACAAACAGUAUCAGCUGCUCUUCACUCAGGGCUCGGGGGACAGUAAGGAAGAGAUUGUAAACUACGAGUUUGACACCCGGGACUUGAUCUGUCUGAUCCUCAGCGGAAUAGUCGGGGUCUGGUACCUGCUUAAGAAGUAACAGUAGCCAAAUCAUUUGAGGCACCAAUAAAAUUGGUUUUUCCUCAGGAUCUGCUGGAGAGGGGACUUGAAGCCAAUAAUUUUGCUAUGCUGGGACUGGGGGAUAUUGUCAUUCCAGGCAUCUUCAUUGCUUUGUUACUCCGUUUUGACAUAAGUUUAAAGAAGAACUCUCACACUUACUUUUACACCAGCUUCUUGGCGUACAUCUUUGGCCUGGCCCUGACCAUAUUUGUGAUGCACACCUUCAAACACGCUCAGCCGGCACUCCUGUACCUGGUCCCUGCCUGUAUUGGGUUCCCACUGCUCGUGGCUCUGGUGAAAGGAGAGAUCACAGAGAUGUUUAGCUAUGAGUCCUCUGCGGAACUUCUACCUCACACUCCACGCCUCUCUCACUUUCCGGUGGUGUCUGGAUCUCCUUCCAGCCUGGCUGAAUCCAUGCAACAAAAAUCCUCUUCCCCCCCGCCGCAGGCGGCAGCUCAACCCCAGCUCCAUAUGAAGGGUCCCUCUCAUAUCUGCAUUUGGACAGAUACGAAGAGCAGCCGAAGGAUAAAGACAAAGAUGAGCAAGAUAAAAAGGAGGACUGAGUUCUAUGGCCGGGACAUUCCAUGACUGGGGAGGGCUUGGGAAACGAGAAGCGUGACCCUUACCCCGUUCAUUAUUGCUCCCCUUUUUCUGCAAUAUGUGCGUGUGUGAACUGCUUAUGCCCCCCCCUCCAGCACCCGGCGUGGGUGUUUGUCUGUGCCUGUCAUGUGUCGCUGAGCCGGUAUUUUUAUAUUUUGUAUGGUGGAUUUGCUUUCUAUGGUAUUAAAGCGUCAGUGAAGAUG
Molecule: messenger RNA, 1591 nt
Organism: Hyla sarda
Lineage: Eukaryota; Metazoa; Chordata; Amphibia; Anura; Hylidae
Gene: HM13
Product: histocompatibility minor 13
Biological process (GO): membrane protein proteolysis
Cellular component (GO): membrane; cytoplasmic side of endoplasmic reticulum membrane; lumenal side of endoplasmic reticulum membrane
Molecular function (GO): aspartic endopeptidase activity, intramembrane cleaving
Source: RefSeq, a predicted model, not a curated record